Molecule: messenger RNA, 1314 nt
Organism: Vitis vinifera (wine grape)
Lineage: Eukaryota; Viridiplantae; Streptophyta; Magnoliopsida; Vitales; Vitaceae
Product: NAC transcription factor 29-like
Exons: 3
Coding region: 1-1314 (437 amino acids)
Biological process (GO): regulation of DNA-templated transcription
Molecular function (GO): DNA binding
Source: RefSeq, a predicted model, not a curated record
AUGAAUCUUUCAGAACUUGGUGAGGAUGCAAGUCUACGAACAGCAGCAGAAGUGCAGAAUAAUCAUAGGGAAGGUGGAGAGCUUUUUGAUCUUAAUUCUUUACCACCAGGAUAUAGAUUUAAUCCCACAGAUGCAGAGAUAAUAGUUUUCUACUUGAGGAAGAAGCUUGACCAUCAGUCAUUGCCACCGAACAAGAUAAUAGAAGUCGAUCUGUAUGCUUAUGGUCCUGACGAACUAGCAGCGAGAUACGAGCCAUCCGGGAGUGAUGAAUGGUUCUAUUUCACUCCAAGGGAUAGGAAAUAUCCGAAUGGGCAACGUCCCAAGAGGUCAGUCGGAGGAGAUGGAUACUGGAAGGCUACCGGAGCUGAUAAAGAGAUCAAAUUUGAGGAUCGAACGGUAGGGUACCGGAAGGUUUUAGUCUUCUACCGAGGAAGCGUUCAAAACGGAGUCAAAACCAACUGGAUCAUGCAUGAAUUCAGAGUUGCUAAACAUCCAGAGCCUCCAAGAAUAAGUGGUGUCAAUGAUAUGAGGUUGGAUGACUGUGUUCUAUGCAGAGUCUAUAGGAAAGACGAAAGGAUCUACAAAAGAUCACGACAUGAGUCUAGGCUUGAUGAAUCAGGCCCAUCAAGCUCUAAGAUUCCAAGACGUGACCUCCUCAACCAUAAUCCUAAUGAGGCCAAUAAUCGAUAUGAGGAGCAGUACUCUUAUAAUAACAUCCAAAUGCCCCUCCAAACCCAACAGCCACAACCUAGAACUGAAAUAUUCCAAACCCCUCAAGAACAUGAUCAUUUUGCUCUGCAAAGCAACACCCCUCAAGAUCAUAUGAGGAGCAGUACUCUUAACCAUAAUCCUAAUGAGGCCAAUAAUCGAUAUGAGGAGCAGUACUCUUAUAAUAACAUCCAAAUGCCCCUCCAAACCCAACAGCCACAACCUAGAACUGAAAUAUUCCAAACCCCUCAAGAACAUGAUCAUUUUGCUCUGCAAAGCAACACCCAAUUCCCUAUCCUGGACCCUAAUGUCUUGAUGCCACGGCCCACUCCUCAUCAGUCUAUACACAGUAUUGGGAAUGAAUUUGGAGGUCAGGGUCUAGAUAACUUUGGUAUAAUGAAUGGCACCUUUGGCAACAGCAGCUUUGAUGCAGGGAAUAAUAUUGAUUCUGCCAACGUCCCUGGGUUCGAUUCAACUAAUUAUGGAAACCCGGGUUUAUAUCCGAUGAUUUAUUAUGUCAACGAUGCUACACCGAUGUCAUCAAACAUGAAUGGCAACUACGACCACGGUUUGCUGCAUGGAAGAAACAAUAAUCGACAGUUAUAG